GAUCGUUAAUGCAACGCAACCCAAAACCAUGGUUAAAAAUCUAACUGCGGUAAUGCUGCUUCGACUCUAUCCUCUCUCUCCUCUCUCUUUCUAAACAUUGAUACAUUUUGUUCUCCCGUCUUCGCUUCUCUGUACAACUUCCGAUCGCCGGUUCACUCCAUUUCUCCUCCUUCCCCUUCUUAUCCUCCUUCUAGUCUUUCUUCUUCGUCUUCUUCUGUUUUGUCGCUCUCCGACCUUCUCAAUUCUCACCGGAUCGCCGGAAGAUAGCCGGAUGGCAGUAACUGACGCUCUGCGCUCGAUGAAGCUCGCUUGGCUGCUGAUCUGCUGUUGAAUCUCGCUCUCCUUUGUGCUUUUGGAGUUUCUUACUUGUUGAACAACUGUAGAAGAUAUACUUCUUUUGUGGGAAAUUUUAUUGGUCAUACAUUGUUUGUCACCUGUAUUACUGAAUAAAGAGGCAGAAAAUCUUAUCUGGCAAUGGCUUCGAGAUCUUGUGCAAACCUUUUGGACUUGGCUUCAGGUGACCUUCAUGACAUUCCUCCAACUCCUAGGACUCUUCCAAGGGUAAUGACUUUUCCAGGAAUCAUUUCUGAGCUGGAUGGUUAUGGCAGUAUUGAUGAGGAUUCAGAUGUUUGUCGUGAGCGGAUCAUUAUAGUGGCAAAUGUGCUACCUUUGCAUGCCCAAAGGGAUGCAGAAACUGCGAAGUGGCACUUCAAUUUGGAUGAGGACGCACUUCUAUUACAAUUACAGGAUGGUGUUUCACCUGAAACUGAAGUUAUUUACGUGGGGUCUCUCAAUGCUGAAAUAGAUGCCAGUGAACAGGAAGAGGUUGCCCAGAUGCUGCUGGAGGAUUUCAAUUGUGUGCCAACAUUUCUGCCCUAUGAACUUCAAAAGAAGUUCUAUCACGGGUUUUGUAAGAAGCAAUUGUGGCCUCUUUUUCAUUACAUGCUGCCCAUGUGUCCAGACCAUGGUGAUCGUUUUGACCGUUUGCUGUGGCAGGCAUAUGUUUCUGCAAAUAAAAUUUUUGCUGAUAAGGUUAUGGGGGUGAUCAAUCGUGAGGAUGAUUAUGUUUGGAUUCAUGAUUAUCAUCUAAUGGUUUUACCUACAUUUCUAAGGAACCGUUUCAAUCGUAUGAAGAUUGGAUUCUUCCUCCACAGCCCUUUCCCUUCCUCAGAAAUAUACCGAACGCUGCCAGUUAGAGAUGAAAUUCUGAGGGGAUUGCUAAAUUGUGAUUUAAUUGGUUUUCAUACAUUUGACUAUGCUCGACACUUCCUGUCAUGUUGCAGUAGAAUGCUGGGCCUUGACUAUGAAUCUAAGCGGGGACAUAUUGGACUUGACUACUUCGGUCGCACUGUUUACGUUAAAAUUCUGCCAGUGGGCGUUCAUAUGGGUCGGCUUGAAUCUGUAUUGAAUCUUCCCUGUACAUCCAUCAAAGUCAAGGAAAUUCAAGAAAAGUUCAAGGGGAAAAAGUUGAUCCUUGGUAUUGAUGACAUGGACAUAUUUAAGGGCAUCAGUCUGAAACUGUUGGCCAUGGAACAGCUCUUGGAGCAGCAGCAGGAAUUGCAAGGGAAGAUUGUCCUGGUUCAAAUUGUGAAUCCUGCAAGGAGCUCAGGGAAGGAUGUCCAAGAGGCAAAGAGGGAGACAUAUGUAACUGCCCAGAGGAUAAAUGAGACAUAUGGUUCUCCUAGUUACAAGCCAGUAGUCCUGAUUGAUCGUCCUGUUGCUCGUUACGAGAAGACUGCAUAUUAUGCUGUGGCUGAAUGUUGCAUAGUAAAUGCUGUGAGGGAUGGAAUGAACUUGGUACCUUACAAGUAUGUUGUAUGCAGGCAGGGAACCCUGUCUAUGAAUGAAGCUGCCAAAAUGGAUUCUCCUUGUACAAGCAUGCUUGUUGUAUCGGAGUUCAUAGGUUGCUCCCCUUCUUUAAGUGGAGCAAUUAGAGUUAAUCCUUGGGACAUUGAUGCUGUGGCUGAUGCCUUGAAUUUGGCCAUCACCAUGCCUGACUCUGAGAAGCAAUUGCGGCACGAAAAACACUAUCGGUAUGUUAGCUCGCAUGAUGUGGCUUAUUGGGCUCGCAGCUUUGUCCAGGAUUUGGAGAGAGCAUGUAAAGAUCAUUAUAGUAAACGGUGCUGGGGAAUUGGUUUGGGCUUGGGUUUCAGAGUUGUUUCACUUUCUCCGAGUUUUAGGAAAUUGUCUAAUGACCAUAUUGUCUCAGCAUACAAAAGGACAAAUAGGAGAGCAAUAUUUCUGGAUUAUGAUGGUACUGUUGUGUCCCAAACUUCGAUUAUCAAAACCCCAAGCCCUGAAGUUAUCUCUGUUCUGAAUACACUCUGCAAUGAUUCCAAGAAUACUGUAUUUAUUGUUAGUGGGAGGGGUAGAGAUUCUCUGAGUCAGUGGCUCGCCCCGUGUGAGAUGCUGGGAAUAGCUGCCGAACAUGGUUUCUUCAUUAGGUGGAAUAAAACGUCCGACUGGGAAUCCAGUACCUUGGCCUCUGAUCUUGAUUGGAAGAAAAUUGUGGAACCUGUGAUGAGAUUAUAUACAGAGGCAACUGAUGGUUCCAACAUAGAGAUUAAAGAGAGUGCUCUAGUAUGGCACCAUCAAGAUGCAGACCCUGAUUUUGGUUCCUGCCAAAGCAAGGAACUGUUGGAUCAUCUGGAAAAUGUACUUGCAAAUGAACCAGCUGUUGUUAAGAGGGGCCAUCACAUUGUUGAAGUCAAACCACAAGGAAUAAGCAAAGGGUUGGUUGCUGAGAAGGUUCUAUCAGAAAUGUUUAAUAGUGGGAAGCCACCAGAUUUUGUGUUGUGCAUUGGGGAUGAUAGAUCCGAUGAAGACAUGUUUGAGAGCAUAUUGAGCAGAAUGUCUUCUCCUGCUCUGCCAGCAACUCCAGAGAUAUUUGCCUGCACAGUAGGGCAAAAGCCGAGCAAAGCUAAGUAUUAUCUUGAUGAUACUGGUGAAAUUGUGAGAUUGCUUCAAGGCCUUGCGACUGCUUCAGUUCCAAAGCUUAUUAAUACAACUCAUACUCAGGUUUCCUUCGAAAGUAUUAUUUGAGAUGAAUGGAGUGGCAAAUCUGGGGGGGCAGAUUACCACCGUAUAAUGCUGGAAGCAUUGCUUUGCAGCAAGGAAUUCCCUGAGACAACACAGGAAGAAGUUUUGGUUAUUAAACUUCGCUCUGCUUCAUGAUGGGGGGCCGUCUUGGUGCAUUGCUCCUGAGAUGGAUCACUUGGCUAGAAAGCUACAAUAGUGGGAUGGUAUGGGGACAUGAUCAAGAGCCUGAAAAUUGAUGACAUAAUCCCUGGUGCAACUGAGAAGCAUCUUUUUUUGGGGAAUUUACUUCAUCAAGGUUUGCGGCUGCAAUAUUUUACUCUGGAUGUUAUUGGUAGGCAACCAUUGAUUUUUUGUACAAAAACGCUUUUUUGUUUUUCUUGCUCAUACAUAGUGUCAGUUUGAUUUAAAUUUCUUUCUUCAUCUGUAUUAACAGCCAAGCUGAAUUAUAGCCAUUGUCAUCUGGAUUAUUAUGGCUGGAGUACCUGGUUUUGGCGAGUUUUGCACACCUACCUCCAGCCCUUAACGUCAUUAUUUUCAGUGGAAUGAUCAAAUUAUAAAUGCCUAGGGUUUUCAGAA
This is a messenger RNA of Malania oleifera, 3615 nucleotides long. RefSeq names its product probable alpha,alpha-trehalose-phosphate synthase [UDP-forming] 10. Bases 475 to 3042 code for a protein of 855 amino acids. Gene Ontology annotation, cellular component: cytosol. Gene Ontology annotation, biological process: trehalose biosynthetic process. The transcript has 4 exons. The record is from RefSeq and is a predicted model, not a curated record. Gene Ontology annotation, molecular function: catalytic activity. NCBI's taxonomy places the organism in Eukaryota, Viridiplantae, Streptophyta, Magnoliopsida, Santalales, Ximeniaceae.